Messenger RNA from Jaculus jaculus (lesser Egyptian jerboa), 2823 nucleotides. It is a transcript of the gene Ears2, whose product is annotated as glutamyl-tRNA synthetase 2, mitochondrial. The record is from RefSeq and is a predicted model, not a curated record. Gene Ontology annotation, molecular function: glutamate-tRNA ligase activity; tRNA binding; ATP binding. The coding region runs from base 326 to 1897 and encodes 523 amino acids. NCBI's taxonomy places the organism in Eukaryota, Metazoa, Chordata, Mammalia, Rodentia, Dipodidae. The transcript has 9 exons. Gene Ontology annotation, biological process: glutamyl-tRNA aminoacylation.
AGCAGCCCCUAAUCUCGCACAGCCUGGCCGGAAACAGGUGGAGGUUUCUAUGGAGACCCGCCUUCUCCGCUUCUCCAGCCCGGCCCCUGCCACGCUUUAGCUUUCCCAGGCCGAAGAAGGCGGGUCUGGGAAAUCGCCGGCUCCCGAGCUCUGCCCCCUAGAGGUGGAGUGCGACCGCAGCGGUCCGGAGGGGGCGUGGUCUUUCAAGAUUGGAGGCCUGUAUCUUUAAGGGGGGGGGGAUUGCGUUUGCGGUGAAAGAUGAUUGGCUGGAAGGAGUCCCGGGAAAUGACGCAGGGGGAAGCACACGUGCGUGACUCCGCUCCACAUGGCGGUGCUCGUGAAGAAGCUGCUACGGCCCAGGUUAGGCUCGGUGGACCUGGGCCGCCGCGUGGCACGGCGUGAAGGCAGCCUGGGCAUUGAUCCCGGGGCUGCGGUGCGUGUGCGGUUCGCCCCGAGCCCCACAGGCUUCUUGCAUUUGGGUGGUCUCCGCACUGCCCUUUACAACUACAUCUUUGCCAAGAAGCACAAGGGGAGCUUCAUCCUGAGGCUGGAGGACACUGAUCAGAGCCGCCUGGUGCCUGGGGCAGCGGAGAACAUUGAGGACAUGCUGGAGUGGGCAGGCAUUCCCCCUGAUGAGAGUCCCCGCCGGGGUGGUCCUGUAGGGCCCUACCAGCAGUCUCAGCGGCUAGAGCUGUAUGCCCAGGCCACAGAAACCCUGCUGAAGUCUGGAGCUGCCUACCCCUGUUUUUGCUCACCACAGCGGCUGGAGCUCCUGAAGAAGGAGGCCUUGAGGAAUCAUCAGACUCCCCGGUAUGACAAUCGGUGUCGGAGCCUGAGCCAGGCUCAGGUAGCCCAGAGGCUUGCCAGUGUCCCCAGACCUGCUAUCCGCUUCCGCUUGCAGGAGGUGGCACCAGCCUUCCGGGAUUUGGUAUAUGGCUGGAAUCAGCAUGAAGUGGCCAAUAUAGAGGGGGACCCAGUCAUCCUGAAGAGUGACGGCUUCCCCACCUACCACCUGGCCUGUGUGGUAGAUGACCAUCACAUGGGUAUCAGCCACGUGCUCCGGGGCUCCGAAUGGCUCGUCUCCACCUCCAAGCACCUGCUCCUCUACCAAGCCCUGGGCUGGCAGCCACCUCACUUUGCUCACCUGCCCCUGCUCCUCAACAGGGAUGGUAGCAAGUUGUCCAAGCGGCAAGGGGACAUUUUCCUGGAGCACUUUGCUGCUGCCGGCUUUCUGCCUGAAACCUUGCUUGACAUCGUUACCAACUGUGGCUCAGGCUUUGCAGAGAACCAGAUGGGCAGGACCCUGCCAGAGCUGAUAGCACAGUUCGACUUGACCCGGAUCACCUGCCACUCAGCCCUGCUAGACCUGGAGAAGCUCCCAGAAUUUAAUAGGCUGCACCUCUGUCAGCUGGUGAACAGUGAGAUCAAGAGGCGUCAGCUGGUAGAGAAGCUGCAGGCCCUUGUGAAGGAGGCAUUUGGGAGCCAGCUGCAAGACAGGACUGUUCUGGACCCAGCGUAUGUGGAGAGGAUCAUCCUGCUGCGACAGGGCCACAUCUGCCGCCUGCAGGAUCUGGUCUCUCCAAUGUACUCUUACCUGUGGACUCGCCCUGCUGUGGGUCGAGCACAGCUGGGUGCUGACUCAGAGAAGGUGGAUGUGAUUGCUGAGCGUGUAUUGGGACUUUUAGAAAAAGCUGGUUCAAGCUUAACUCAGGAUGUGCUGAAUGCAGAGCUGAAGAAGCUGUCAGAAGGCCUGGAAGGCGUCAAGUACAGUAACGUGAUGAAGCUCCUCCGAGUGGCCCUCAGUGGACAGCUGCAAGGACCCCCUGUGGCUGAGAUGAUGGUGUCCUUGGGCCCAAAGGAAGUGCGGGAACGAAUCCUGAAGGUGCUUUCUAGCUAGAGAGAAGAUGUCCAGGACUGUGGAGGUGACCCUGAGCCUGGACACCAUCAGAGAACUACCAUCAGAGAACAAGAACCUUCCAGAAGGAACAUGGGGUGAAAGCAUUCUCUGACUGCUAUCAGUACAUGUGGCUCUGUGGCAGGCCCACUUUGCUUAGGGAAGCCCAGAGCACCUCAGCUCAUUGGCUCUGGGAAGACUGUCCUUGUGUCCAACUUUUCGUACUACAUUACACAGCAGAGGUCAUGAGUUCAUUCACAGAAAGCUCAGCAUCACAGAACAGGCCAAAAGGCUCAGGAAUCUGUUUGCUAGAGCUACCAAAGAAAAAUACCACAGAACUUGGUGGCUUAAACAACACAUUGAUACUCGCACUGUUUGGUGUCUGGAAAUCCAAGUGCCAACAGGGUUGGGUUCUCCUGGUGGCCUCUCCUGACUUGCAAAUAGCGACCAUCUUGAUGUCCUCCUGGAACUUUCCUCUGUGCACACAUGUCCCUAGUUUCUUUCUCCUGUUUUCUUACAAGUAAACCUGUCAGACUCGAGUAGGCCUACCCUAAUAGCUUCAUUUUAACAUAACACCCCUGUGAAGGUCCUAUCUCCAAGUCCAGUCCAACUCAGUUCCGGUUUGGAUUUAAGAAUCUCGGCUCACAGCCCGUUUGGAGUUAGGACAAUCAAGAAGAGCUGACACAAGCAGGGCCAAACUAGAUAUCAGACUUCCCUUGGAAAUUGUAAAGGAAGCAGUCACUGUCCCACAAGGUCAACACUUGUGUUUCAUGCCACUUUUCCUCCUUGGACCAAGGGACAGCUUGUGUCUCUGUUGCAGUCAAGUUCUCAUUGCUGGUAGAAAUCACCCAACCAAGAGCAGCUUGUGAGAAAAAGAGGUUUAUUUUGGGCUACAGGCCCAAGGGGAAGCUCCACGAUAGCAGGGGAAA